AUGACAGCAGCAACUGCUUUUAUGCUUUGUUACUGUUUCAUUCCACAUCCAUGGUAUAGACCAUGUCUUCGAUUUGGAGCACCUCCAUUGGCCACCAGAGCAGGAACUAUGUCGGUGGCUUUAUUCCCUUUCGUUUACUUACUUGGUGGUAAAUCAAAUUUCAUUUCAUUCUUCACAGGCAUAAGUUAUGAGAAGCUUAAUGUAUGGCAUCAAUUUGUUGGCUUAUCCAGCUUUACACUUGCAAUUAUUCAUACUAUUCCCUGGGUCUACCAACCAUUCACGGAAUCAGGACUCAAAUCCAUUCCAUCAGUUCAUAUUAAAUUUUACAUAACAGGAGCAAUAUUACUUGCAAUGCAAGCAUGGUUAGUUCUUGCGUCAAAGGUUCAAUUCAGAAAGUUAUGUUAUGAAGCAUUUGUCAAGAUGCACAUAAUUAUUGGAGUCCUUUUCAUUCUUGGAAUGUUUGCCCAUUUCUAUGUUGAUACGAGAAUACUAUCCUACUUGAUCGCAAGUGUUGGGUUCAUAUUUCUUCAAACAUUGUACCGUAUGUCAUUUAAGACGUACUUAAAACCUGGGAAAUAUUUCUUUAAACCAAGAAGUGCUUACAUCAAAGUGUUACCAUGUGGAGAGGCCAUGAAGGUUACUAUAAGUAACACUGAAGGCUAUUAUUGGAAACCAGGUCAACAUUGUUUUCUCAGAUUCGGUAACAUGAAAACCAGCAAGAAAGUUCAAAACCAUCCCUUUUCCAUUGCAUCAGUUAAGACUAAUUCUCAUGAGAACGAUAUGUCGUUUAUAAUUGUUCCAGGCAAGGGCUUAACUCGUGAUUUGUUUGAGGAAGUUAAAGUCAGCUCACAAAUCACCAAGAAAUGUUAUCUUGACGGACCUUACGGAGGCACCAUAAGAGAUCCUCUUGCAUUUGAUAGAAUAUUUGUAAUGGCUACUGGUAGUGGAGUUACAGCUACUUUACCAUUUGUAUCACAUUUUGCCAAUAGUCUUUCAAGUGGGAAACCUAUGGCCACUAAAUCAGUGCAUUUUAUAUGGGUCAUUAGAAAAGAAGUCACUGUGGGGUGGAUCCAAAAUGAAUUAGCCAGAUGCAAGGAAUUGGCAGGAGAUAAGUUGAAAAUUGAUAUCUAUUUAACCUCUCGCAACAAUAUCAAUACAACCAUUACCAAAUAUAAGGAAGGGAUAAUCACACCAUUCUCUGAUAACAAUAAGGAUCUUGAUUCUGAAUUGACUACCAAAAAGUCGUUUGAAACGGAAGACUUUGUAUUCCAAAGUAAUGCACUGGCAGAAUCCAUAGCGUUACCUGAGAAGUUACAUACUAAAACAUUCUAUGAUGAAGCUACAUGUUAUUCCAUCGAACCCUAUCAUAAAUUGGCGAUCUCAAGUUUUGCCAACAUCUACUAUACCCGGCCAUCUACAGUAGAACUAGUGGAACAAUGUAAGCUUGGACCAAAAAACUUUAUUGUCGUAUGCGGGAACAACACCUUCAAACGAGACAUUGCGAAUACCAUUGCAUCUUUUCAGAAACAAGUUCUUGCUCGUAAGAAUGGGUCUUUUGUACAAGAGAUUUACCUUCAUACAGAGUCCUUUGGAUGGUGA
Molecule: messenger RNA, 1599 nt
Organism: Lizanozyma spartinae
Lineage: Eukaryota; Fungi; Ascomycota; Pichiomycetes; Serinales; Debaryomycetaceae
Product: putative ferric-chelate reductase
Exons: 1
Coding region: 1-1599 (532 amino acids)
Biological process (GO): iron ion transport; intracellular iron ion homeostasis; copper ion import
Cellular component (GO): plasma membrane
Molecular function (GO): ferric-chelate reductase activity
Source: RefSeq, a predicted model, not a curated record